AUGAGGUUUCCUCUGCACUUCGUGGCGGCAGUCUCAGCGGUUCUGGUGACCACUUGGAUGGCGCACAUGCGCAGCGGCUCGGAGGAAGAGGUGGAGGGCGUGAAGCUUUGGCACUAUGAAGGUGUUCCGAUUGAAGGCGGCGUGGGGCCGGAGAGUUUCGCCUUCGAUCCUCGUGGCGAAGGGCCUUACACGGGCGUUUCCGAUGGUCGAAUCAUCAAAUGGCAGCGCUCUGAGAAUCGUUGGCUCAACUUCUCCGUUACUUCUUUGCACAGUGCCGUAGAGUCGGUACCAACCACUAGUUUUGUGGAAGCAUUUGGUUUGGUUGGGAAUGCUGUUCUUUUACUACCUGUUCAAGAUACCACAAGUGAUGAUGGGAAGGUUGAUAAGGUUGUGUUUGGCAGAGAUGAAGCAUGUGGAGGAGCAUAUGAGGAGCAUCCGAAGAAAGAGCACUUGUGCGGGCGUCCACUUGGAUUGUGCUUUAGCAUGCUAUCCAAUGAACUUUACAUUGCAGAUGCUUACAAUGGCUUAGUUGCUGUUGGCCCCAAUGGUGGCACUCCCUCGAGACUCAUAUCAAUCCUAGAAGAAGAGGAAAAAGGUGAAGCCUUGUCAUUUACAAAUGGUUUGGAUGUUGAUCCACGAACUGGGGCAGUGUACUUUACCAGCAGCAGUUCUAAAUAUCAAAGGAGGAAUUACGUUUCUUUGAUCCUAAGCAGAGAUAAAUCUGGGAAACUAAUGAAGUAUGAGCCACAAAGUGAAAAAGUUAGCAUUCUUCUAAACAAUCUCUCAUUUGCAAAUGGUGUAGCAUUAAGCAAAGAUGGUGACUAUAUUCUAAUAAUAGAGACCACAACAUGUAGAGUACUAAGGUAUUGGCUAGAAACAUCAAAAGCUGGAACAUUGGAAGUGUUUGCUGUUCUACCAGGUUUCCCAGACAACAUUAAACGAAGUCCAAGAGGGGGAUUUUGGGUGGGAAUUAACUCAAGAAGAGAAAAAUUAAUCCAAUGGAUUCUAUCAUAUCCUUGGAUUGGACAAGUUUUGCUUAAACUUCCUUUGGACACUACAAAAGCUUUUUCAUAUUUGUCUAAGCUAAAAAGAAGUAGUGGAUUGGCAAUUAGGUUAAGUGAGUAUGGUGAGAUAUUAGAAGUUUUUGAAGACAAAAGUUGGAACAAAGGUGGGUCUAUUAGUGAAGUUGAGGAAAGAGAUGGAAUAUUAUGGGUGGGAUCCAUAGAUGCACCUUUUGUUCGUAAGUACACUAUUCACAAGUGA
This is a messenger RNA of Sphenostylis stenocarpa, 1263 nucleotides long. The record is from the annotation of a GenBank genome assembly. Lineage: Eukaryota; Viridiplantae; Streptophyta; Magnoliopsida; Fabales; Fabaceae.